Messenger RNA from Hyalella azteca, 3885 nucleotides. RefSeq names its product cytochrome P450 2C30. Gene Ontology annotation, molecular function: heme binding; iron ion binding; oxidoreductase activity, acting on paired donors, with incorporation or reduction of molecular oxygen, reduced flavin or flavoprotein as one donor, and incorporation of one atom of oxygen. The transcript has 10 exons. Lineage: Eukaryota; Metazoa; Arthropoda; Malacostraca; Amphipoda; Hyalellidae. Gene Ontology annotation, cellular component: cytoplasm; intracellular membrane-bounded organelle. Bases 362 to 1870 code for a protein of 502 amino acids. The record is from RefSeq and is a predicted model, not a curated record. Gene Ontology annotation, biological process: xenobiotic metabolic process.
AUUUAGACAUUAACGUUUCAUAAUUCUGUCCGUCAAUAUUUCUGAGAUCAUUUUUUUAUUAAAAAAAUAACUAAAUUAUACUGCUCCCCCGACACUAUUAGUACGAACAUUUAAAGACCAUUCCUGCAUGGUAAUAAUCGUGUCACAAAAACUAAGUUUGAGUUGACGUGACAUAGUGCGAGUCGAACGUCUAUAAACGAACGAAGUCAUAUCACUUUCACGCCUUGAAUGCGCAGUAUUGUUAAUUAUAACUAUUACGUAGCCGCAUACAUAACGCACACAAGCUUCGGGCUUUCUCCUCAGCGUAGGACUUCUUUUGGUGACUUCCUGGACCGCAAUCCUGAUCGUCAAUCCUUCAGGAAUGGCGUGGCUAACAGCAAUAUUGUGCGCGACGUUGUUGUUCUUGCUGCUGCUGCUGUGGCUGCAACCCUCGACAAAGGGCCUGCCUCCAGGUCCCAAGGGCCUCCCUCUCGUGGGGAAUCUUUUUGACCUCCUCAGAUACAACCCCAUCGAAUACUUCACUCUAUUAUCUAAAGAAUACGGGCCAAUAUUUAGCAUUCAAUUUGGCUUACGUCGCGUGGUGGUCAUAACGUCGAGACACUGGAUGCAGCAGGCGUUUGUUAGACACGCCGACACCUUCACUAACAGGCCGCAUGGCACCGUCAUGCACUUCAUAGGCGGAGGAAAAGGCGUAGUCAUGACUGAGGGACAGGCGUGGCGAGACUCGCGGCGACUCCUGACGCUGGUGCUGAAGGAGUUCGGCGUAGGCAGCUCCAAGAUAGAAGACUACAUCGGCCUCGAACUGCCAGAGUUCAUAGAAACCCUUAAAAAAGAAGUGGGUAAACCGAUCGAAAUUCACCCUGACCUCGCGACGUCCGUCCUGAACAUCGUGUGGCACAUGUUUGCUGGGGAAAGAUUCAAGACUGGCGACCCUUUCCUCAAGUGGAUGGUGACUUCCAUCGAAAGAACUGCGAAUCUCAUCAACCAGGGCAGCUUCUUGAACUUUGUCCCGCUCGUUCAAUUCAUUGGAACCUUCCUGAGGCCUCGCGCAUUCCAAGUUUUGUUCAGCCUCGUCUAUCGCAUGAUGUACUUCAACGGCGUCAUCAGGCAACACAGGAAACAACUCGACGACCCAACAAAAAACAUGGAUCUUGUCUUCGCCUUUUUACGAGAGCAGAAAAAGAUCGAAGAAGCACAUCAAGCGCCGGGCAUUUUCACAGACUCGCAGCUGCGUUGGCUGCUGAGCGAUCUGUUCGUAGCAGGUCUUGACACGAGCGUCUCAGCGAUGAGGUGGGCGCUGCUCUUCAUCGUCAAGCAUCCGCGCGUCGCUGACAAACUCAGGGAUGAGAUCCUUCAGGUCGUGGGACACGACAGGAAGCCAUGCCUGAGCGACCGCGAGACGAUGCCGUACAUGGAGGCCUUCAUCAGCGAGACGCUGCGGUACUCCGUCGUGGUUCCCAUCAUCACCCACGCGCCCUCGCACGACGCCAACCUCGGCCCCUACAUCAUCCCUGCCGGCACGAUGGUCAUCACAAACCUGCACGGCGCCCUUCAUGAUCCCAACGUCUGGGAAAAUCCAUCCGAGUUCAGACCUGAAAGAUUUCUCACGCCUGAGGGAAAGUUUUUCAAAGAUGAAAACUUAGUUCCUUUUUCCAUAGGUCGACGCAGCUGCGUGGGAGAGUCUCUGGCUCGCGCAGAAAUUUUCUUAUUUUUGACGACAAUUCUUCACACUUUUGAACUGAAACCUGGGGUUGACCCCUUGCCUCCCUUGAGCUACGUAGACGGUCUCUUCCUCCACCCCCAGCCUUACAAGAUUAUUUUAGAGCUGCAGCAACCGCGACACAGGCCUAGGGAGCCUGAAAAAGCUUAGCAUUUGUUCCUUCCAAAAUUGAAUUAAUUUGUCCUUUCGUCUAUCUUAGGCUUUGCUGGGUUUAAUUAAUAUUUCAAAUAUUUUCCCGCAUAUUAAGUUAUAUAAAAAAUUAUUAAUUUACAGAGAUUAUAAUGAUCAUGUAGUUUAUUUUUUGUCCUAAUCAAUGUAGGAAUAUGUCAUGACUUUGAAAUUUGCUUCCAGGAAAUUUUGAAGCAAUCUAUUGUCAUAGGAUUGCACAUAUCGUCCCAUUUGCGUUUCAACAUAAUUUCAUUUUAUUGUGUUUAUUUAGGCUCAUGUGUAACCUAGAACAGGUAAAAUUGUGUUAGGCAGGCAAAGAAAAUAAAAAAAUGAUACUAUUUUUUUAAGUUAAAUUUUAAAAAAUGUAUCGUAUUUUUAUAUGAAGUCUUUCAUGACAUGCAAGUGCGCUGUAAAAUUCGUUGGUGCUGUCACGCUCUUUCUUAUCCUGCUUUCAAUUCAUUUAUAUUUUCUAUAAAUACUCAGUAUGCUAACUAAUAACGAAUAUGAAACUUCAAAUUUGUGGCUAUGGAGCAGGUGGAAAAGUGCAAGCUUAUUGUCGCUCUGAUUUAUCUUUAAUUUUAUAAAGGCAGGAUCACAGAACCGAGAGUAUUCUUUAGAAACGAUUAACCCGUCAUAUUGGCACUACUUUCAGUCUAACUACAAAUUUUUUGGUGAGUUGACAACGAAUAUUUUGGAGUUCCAUUGCGACUUAAAUAUAUUAAUUCAAAAUGUUCUUCAUUGUAGACAGGAUGCAUUUAUUCAUGCUUUAGUAAGUAUGUUAACAUCCUCCCAUAAUAAAAUGAAUCAAUUUUGGAGAACAUCCGUGUAAAACGAUGGUUAGUUCAAGUGUAAAAUUCCUGUUUAAGUAUAAAACUAAAGAGAUUCUCAUAAGAAGAAGAAGAAGAACUUUCACUGGAUUUAAUAACAAGUCAGAGAUGAAAAUUUUUGAAUGAAUUGAACAUACAUCAGAGAAGAAAUGAACAUACAUCAGGAAAAAUGAUGUAAAUUUGGAAAAAAAUAUCUAAGAUGCAAUAACUUUUUGGGUACCGGAUAUUUUACUAAACUUUAUUAUUAAUUGCAUUUACGUUAUGUUUAACUGGCAAUAUUCCCCUUGCUUUAAAAUAUGUUCAACAAAUAAUAGCGUACUUGCUGUCAUUUUAUGUUCAGUAGAUAAUUGCGUAUUUAGUAUUCUAAAAGAGGGUGGAAAAAGAAAGUAUCGUUGAACGAUUGAAUUGUUUAUAUCUACGAGUAGUUAAUUAAUCUAUCAGGAAUUAUCCACGAGGGGUCCAGUCACUCAAUAUCACCAUGGAAAUUUAAGGCAUAAAUAUAUGAGAAAUAGACCAAGGACCAUACUUUUAAAACACGCUAUGUGAACGUAAUUACUUACGCUCUAUUUUCUUGUCUAUGAUUGGUGGAUGAACUUACGAUCUCUUAACUUUUUUUGAAAGUAAGUGCCCAGACCUACCGACGCGCGUUGCUAAAAGGGGCUUAUCCAAGCAGGGCAUUGUUCCUAAUUCUGCUUGGUUCGACAAAAUGUUUUUUCACGUAAAGCCAAAAAUCUAAUUUUCGACUCAAAAAAUUUGAAUGUUUGUCAUAUAAGACACAACUAUACUACAAACUAAUUAUCUAACUAACUUCAGGCUUGUCAAAUAAAUAAAUAUCUAUUUACAGCAAUGCUGAACAUGCCAAGAAGCCUUAACCAAAACGGUGGUUUAAAUUCGAAGCAUACAACCUUUUCAGGUGCCGAUUUACUCAUUAAAUUGACGUUACAAAAGCACACAAAUCCUUUUAAUGAAACAGUACUUUGUACAACUUGCUAUGGGCAAAAUCUUACGUUUUCUAUGAUAUGAAUUUCUAAAAACUUUUCUGGGUGCAGUGAAAAGGUAAACCAUCUGCCAGCAAAAGGCAUUCCAUGAGUAUUUACUUAUAAAAUAUUCUCGUUGACAAUUCCAAUGUGUCUACAGUAUAUAGAUUUAUACAUUAUAUUAUCAAUGUAU